This is a messenger RNA of Limulus polyphemus (Atlantic horseshoe crab), 5402 nucleotides long. Its product is annotated as ribonuclease Oy-like. The transcript has 9 exons. The record is from RefSeq and is a predicted model, not a curated record. Bases 173 to 958 code for a protein of 261 amino acids. Lineage: Eukaryota; Metazoa; Arthropoda; Merostomata; Xiphosura; Limulidae. Gene Ontology annotation, cellular component: extracellular region. Gene Ontology annotation, molecular function: RNA binding; ribonuclease T2 activity. Gene Ontology annotation, biological process: RNA catabolic process.
CUGCGCGUCCUAAGAAGUGGAAGAUAAAUUUCGAUAUUUUUAGUUUGAAAUUGAAUGUUCUUAAUAAAGUGUAGUAAGGAAAUAACUAACUUAUACUAUAAUUUACAGUUUGGAUAGUUAAUUUUAUUUAAGAAACAUUUUAAUACAUUUAAGGAAAAUCCAUAAUUACCAAAUGCUUUUGAAUUUGAAAUUGAAUAACUGUGGGAUAAAACAAACAUUAAUUACAACAAUUAUCUGUGCAAGUUUCCUUGUAAAAAUCUUGCAUGGUGACACUGAUUUUUUCUUGUUUGCUCAACAGUGGUCUCCCACAGUUUGCAUAGAUGUAUCAAAAAUGAUUGUGUGUCAAAUGCCUCCUGGAGUUGACUGUUGGACAAUACAUGGUUUAUGGCCUGGAUCUCUGAAACAACCCAGUCCCAGAUUUUGUCACACAAAUUCUAGUUUUGAUUUGGAGAAGAUACAGCAUCUUGUUCCUGAUUUGGAGAAGGAGUGGCCAAGUUUUUUUGUGGAAAGAAAAGAAUCAAAUUUUUGGAAAUAUGAAUGGAAAAAGCAUGGAACAUGUGCAGUUGUUUUGUCAAGUCUUAACUCUCAAGAACUCUAUUUCACCAAGACCCUGGAGUUGAAAAAACAGUAUGACCUGCUAAAAAUAUUGAAGGAAAAUGAUAUUUUUCCUAGCACAGAGAAAUACUACAUGUUGGACAAUAUAAAAAAUGCUCUAAACAGUCAUUUUAAGGUGCACGUUCUUGUUAAGUGUAAAAAUGCAAAGGACUUUGACCAUCCUCUCCUGUCGUCAGUCCGAAUUUGUAUGGAUAUGAACUUCACACUGAUUGAUUGUCCAGCAUCAUUAAAGGAAUGUAAAGCUGAUUCUGUUUUGUAUCUACCUGUAAAACCGGAUGAGAAAAAGUUUUCUCAACCUCUGACAUAUGUUCAAGUAAUGCUACACAAAUAUGGGGAGUAUUGAAGAAUAGGAUAAGCUGCCAAAGAAUACCUAAAUAAUUUCAAGAUUCUUAAAAAAUCAACAAUAAUAGAAAUAAACAAUAAAUAUAUAUAUAUAUAUGGAAAGAACUUGGUGGUGUGGAGUUAAAAUAGUAUAUAAAUGCUGAUAUAAACAUUAACUCUCUGCACAUGGGCUUGUUCAUUUUGAAUGACCUUUUAAUCAUGAAACUAUACAUACUAUAACUUUUAAUGUAGUUGAUGUAUCUUCAGUUAAUUUGCUAAGCUUUUAGUAAGCAGAUUUCUUAAAUAUUUUUACAAUAAAUAGAUUUGUCUAUGAAUUUAUAGAGUAUAGUUUGACUCAGACUAGACUGAGUGCAAGGUGAUUUUUCUGUUAAGAUAAAAAACAUUUGUUUUUCAUCUAACAGUUUUUAAGAUUCAUUCACAUAACCUCUAAAAUCUCUUAAAUGAAUAUCCAAAGGUUUUUUUCAGUAAAGUUUAUAUUUUGUCUGUUGUUUUCUUUACAAUUACACCAUGUGACGUCACUCCAUUUUACCAACCUUGUAACCACCAGAAGAAAAUAUUAAGUAAAUUUAAAUUUACCUUUUUUCCCUUCUAUAAUUACUGUAGAUUAUAACAGAAAAUUAAUUAUUCUAAAAAUUUCAAGCUUGUAACAGUUUACAUUUGUUUUUAUUUAAUUUCAUUGCUCUUUGAAUGUUUCUAACUGCUAAACAAGCGUAACAAAGUAUUAAACUAUGUAAUGCAUGUGUAGCUUGUGUGAAUAUGUCACUGAGAAAAAGUUAUUCAUGUAAUUUUUUUUCCUUUAUGUUUUCUUAUCUAACCUAAUACACUUCUAAUUUUUACAUUUUACUUACUUUUAUAAUGAUAAGUAAAAAUACAUGUUAAAAACAAGCAGUUUAGGACUUAGAAUAAUUCAAAAACUGUCAUUAAUCAGGAAAUUAAAAUCGUUUUUUUUUGUUGGUUAUAAAUAAUAUAAUUGCAAAUGUGAGAGAGAAUUAUUAACAUUUUUUGAAAGGCAGUAUGUGAUAGGAGAGCAUGGAAUGUGGGUUGGACUUCCUGGUCUAUAUUUGAAUAAAACAAUGACUGAAGGCUAUAAAGUUAGAUUAUGUCUUAGCAGUAUCCAUGAUAUGAGUGUGUAAUUUGCAUUAAAACUCAGAUUUUAGAUAGGGGUAGAAAGGUUAUCUUGGACCAAACAAGUGUUGUGAUAUAGAAAAAUUAAGAUUGAGAAUUUUCUAAAGUAUUUAAAAUUAAGAAAUUAAAACAUAUAUAUAUAAUAUUAAAAUUUGAUUUAUUAACUACAUUUUGAUGCCAAGUUUAUUUAAGUACACCCAUAACAAAGUAGUUUAAACCUCUAACUAAAGACAGGUCAAAGGGAGCAUGUCAUGAUGGUUUUGAGAGUUGUUUUCCAAAUUUGAUUGAGCACUUUGUUAUCAUUAUGUGUCAGUAAAAUUAGCAUCACAGUUGUAGUUUAUAAUUCAAAUUUAAAUAUUAUACGUGUUUUAAUUUCUUGAUUAAAAAAAAAAAGGUAGAUAUACUUUUUGUUUGUCAUAUGGCAUAUCUUAUUGUUCAGUUUAUAUUCUGUUACUCCUACCAUACAACAUCUGUAGUGGUUAAUGAGGUAGAAACUCAAAUUUCAGACAUUUACAAGAAAGAAUAUGAAAUAACAACCUCCCACCUUUUUAAUUUGCUGAAAUAUCAAUAUAUUUUGUAAACCUAUGAGUGUAGCACUACCUACUACUAUAUUCUUUUGAAAUUUCUUGACUACUCACGCUUACUUCUUUUAAACGCAUGUUUAUAACCAAUAGAAACAGCACAUUCCACACUUCAAAACCUGACAGUCAUUUGUAAUUGACUUGGAGGGAAACUUGUAUUUUAACUGGAAAUGGUAAAAUAUGUUGACUAAGUUGUUGCUCUGAACAGAAAUGAAGAUUUUUUUUAAUCCACUCAUAGCUUAAUUAGAAAGUCAGAUAAAUUACCGUGUACUAGUAUAGUAAUUUGGUAAUUUUUUAUUUCUAAAAUGCAUCUACAAAAAUUCAUUUGUCUUUCUCCCCUCCAUUUAAAGGAAUAUGAGGCUUAGCAAGUAUGAUGCACAAGUACAAAUCAAUUUCAUAACAUUAUAAGUAUUAGAAAUUAUUGUUUUUCAAUAAAUUUUUUAUUCAUUGUUCUAUGUUUUAAGAAAAGUAACUAACAAUUAAGCAUUUAUGAAUAAAUAGUAAUGAUAUAUAUACAUGUUCAUAAGCACUUACACACUUUGUACACCUAUAUUGCUAAAUUCUAACAUCCAAAUACCUACCAAGUUUAUUGGAUCAGCCUGGACUUUGUACAGAGCCAUAUCAUAAACAUUUUCCCACUUUUUUAUUACCUUAGACAAUUUUCAUUACAACCACUGUACUGUAAACAAGUUGAUAAAUCCUCUUCCACUGUAUUCUCAGAGCCAGGAUUACGAUAAACACCAGGGGAAAGUUCUGGUAAUUGCACUUCACGAGCAUAAACAGUAAUGGCAGGAAUAGUGAUUCAUUGCUUUAUGUUCAGCAGGUCUCUACUUCAGCUGUUAACAGUAAAAUAAACAUAGGAAAUAGAUGUGAAAAGAUUAAAAGUAGAAUCUCUCACGAGAACUUUGUGGUCAACACUAAAAAGGAUAGAACAGUACUGACUUUACUUCACAUUUUUCUACCAUUAAAAGUUUCUUUACGGUUACAAGGUUGGUCAAAUUGACUGACCCUGUAUAGAAUUAAGGUAGAUAAAAUAAUCAAGUUGUUCUGGAAAGAAACAUUUAAUAUUUGUUUAGGGAGUUUUAGAGAUUGCAUAAAUGAAAUUUGAAAAUGUUUGGAUGAAGAAAAGUAUUUUUAAUCUUAACAUUAAAAUCACUUUGCACUCAGAGCAAUCAAUGCUCUGACUCUGUAUAUUCAUGGACAUAUUUUUAGUAGAAAUACUUAGUUAAGAAUUAUGAUUUUUUUGUUUAAAAAUGUCUCGUAAUAUUUACUAAAAGCUUGAAAACAUGAUAAAAGUUGUUAAUAGUUAUAAUAUGGAAACUGAUUUUCACUUGUGGUCAAGUGAUUGUUGUAAUCCAAAGAGGCAGUAGUAAAGGAGUUAAUAAAUUUUGUAUGUAACUUUGUAAAAAGGUUAUGACUGUGCAUCUAUACCUACCCGUAUCCAUAGUGACAAUGAAUUUUAGAUAAAGCAGUAUUUUCAUUCUUUUAGUUUCAAGUUACAUGCUUAAAAGAAUUGUAACAAGACAUUAACUUUAUUUUUAAAUAUCUUAAAUCAUUAUUGCCUGGAUACUUGAUUGUGACCACAGUGAUGAAAUUGAAAAAAAAAAAAUCUCAUCAAUUUAUAAAAGUUGUAAGUUUUUGAAAGAUUUAAAUGCAGAUAAAGUUCCAUGAAAGGGGUGUGAAGUAUUAAGUGGGGGAAAAAAAAUACAUCUACAACCCAGUGCUAUGAUAUGUGUACUAGCAUCCAUAUAAGUGAGCCAAGUUCUUUCCAUUUUUGCAGCAUGGUACGUACAUCAUGUUGCUUGUAAGUGUUUUGAUGAGUGGAACUAAUCUUAACAAAUACAGUGUGUAUAGUAAACAUUUUUGUUGAUAUUGAAGGGGAAUUCCUCUUAGGGUCUGCUCUUAAUUUUUUUUUCCAUGUAUUUAUUAUAUUAUUUAAUUUAUCAAUUAUCAACCCUGAAGUUAAAAACACUAUACUUUGUAAUUCAUAUAUGGCUCUCCAAAGUUUAAAUUAUAUUAGUGUUUCUUUAACUGCAUAACAGCAGUGAAGUUACAUGACAGUGGUUUGUUUGAUUUUUUUUCUCCACCUGAGUUAAUUAUCCAUACUUGUGGACUAGUACUGUGAUUUACAACUGCUGGUCUGCAUAAACAUCCAGUAAAAAACAACAAUUUUUGUGAAAUUUGUGUUUUAGACAUGUACAUGCUAGGAAUAGGUUAAAAGUGUUUUUUCUUCUUAGUUCGUUGUAAAAUAAGAGAGUCUAACUUAGGGAACACAAUUUUUGAUAACUUCUAGCUCAACACCCCUUUACUAGCUGUGUAUAAAUAUCUAUAUUUUGCAUACCUUAUAGGUCAUUUACUGUAUUAUAGGCCUUAACAACUGUAUUCCUAUACUCUGUGAUCCAUAAGCUUAUUACAAAGAUUUUCCCAAUCUGUGGAGUGAAAAGUCAGAAAUAGAAUUAGUAUUAAAGUAGUACCUCAUGUACAUUAUAGGCCAUUUACUGUAUUAUAGGACUAUAUCCCUAUAGUCUUUGUGAUCCAUGAGCUUAUAACAAAGAUUUUCCCAAUCUGUGGAGUGAAAAGUCAGAAAUAGAAUUAGUAUUAAAGUAGUACCUCAUGUACAUUAUAGGCCAUUUACUGUAUUAUAGGACUAUAUCCCUAUAGUCUUUGUGAUCCAUGAGCUUAUAACAAAGAUUUUCCCAAUCUGUGGAGUGAAAAGUCAGAAAUAGAAUUAGUAUUAAA